AUGGGUAGCUUCCUUCAACGUGGCACCUUCCCCCCGAUUUCUUUGGAUACUUUCUGCCUCCCACGCAUGCAAGGUGGACUUGGUAUCAUCGAUCCUAAGACGCAGCAGAGCGCUCUACAACUUCGUUGGCUUCAACCUAUCAUCCGCGCUCCUUGGUCCCCACCUGGUUUGGUCCCACGCUGGAUGUCCGGAUUGUUACAGGCUUCACUUCCAUCUCUUUCUCCCCUAUUUCCCCUUCUAUUUCCAAGUAUGCGUCCUUCUGGAUGGCGGGAUCUUACCUCUCCUCUACAUUUAGCCUUUGCUGCCAUUGACCAUCUGCCGCACAACUUUGAUAAUGUUGUGGUAAAUUCGACUACUUGCCUUGCUUUGCCUCUCUCAGCAGUCACCAUUGUCCCUGCUUCCCAAGCACGCUUCCCUCCAUCUUGGCAAGAUCUUUUGGUUUCCCACCUCUACACCUUUGACCCUGCCCUGGCGUCGCUACGGUCUAUCUCCAUCACCAGCAGCCACCCACGCUCUCAUGUUAUUAAUAAGUUCCUUGGCCGAGUUCAACUCAACACUCUCACAUUACAUUUGAUAAUCGUUUGUGCUUGUUGCUCUCCUCGUGAACUGACCGAACAAUAUCUGUCUCUGCUCGUUCAAGAUGGCACAUCAAUUGACUUGUUCCCUUUCUUUAAUGCGCUCGUACCUUCUCAGACUUGGACACGCCUUUCCACACGCACUUUCCGCAGGCUGUGCUCCCACCAUCUCGUCCGUGCCCGCUAUUUCGAUCCCCUCGUGGCUCUCGUUAUUGGCGGAAAUUUUGGUCUUUCCCCCUUCCCCUGGUGGCUCGUAACAUUUGGUUUCGUGGUCUACACAACAAGAUUUCUUGCCGAGCCCGUCUUCACUCUUUGCUUCCUCUCACCUUUCUCUCUCCUACCUGCUCUAUUUGCUCUCUCUCCUCCGACUCCCAAGACCACUUCUUCUUCACUUGUCCUCCCAAAAACGCGGUGUGGAUCGGCAUGUGGCUGGAAUUCUUUGGCACAAUACCUACCCCAACCGCACUACACAACGCUUUUCACUUCUUCUCUUUUCCCUCUUCCUUAA
Molecule: messenger RNA, 1083 nt
Organism: Phycomyces blakesleeanus NRRL 1555(-)
Lineage: Eukaryota; Fungi; Mucoromycota; Mucoromycetes; Mucorales; Phycomycetaceae
Exons: 1
Coding region: 1-1083 (360 amino acids)
Source: RefSeq, a predicted model, not a curated record